CCAUCGGUGGGCGCGUGCUGUUUGUUAACUGACCUGUAAGCAGGUAAAAGUCGCCGUUUGGUAAGGUGCGCAAGUGUGUUUAUGCCUCUUGAUUACACACCCAUACCUACGGGUAGAUAAUACGUACAAACGCGGGGGUGAAAAGUGUGCAUCGCGUGUUGCUAUGGAUACGGAGUGUUAUGGUUUCACGCUGUAGUUGUGUGUGUUCAAGUAUUUGACAAGCCAUUACCGUGCGCGUGUGUGAACAACUUUGUAUUACUACUUUUAAGCGACUUUUUUUGCAAAUCUCAUUUCACGAGCCUUCCGAUACGUCUGUCCUUAAAUUCGUAAUUCACAUCCAUUCGCGAACUUCUGGACAAGAAUAAAAGCCCCGAAGACCCUCGAAACUUACCAAGGAAACCAUAUUCCCAGGGUGUUAUUCAACUGGAAUUAGCUAAGAUAUUCGGCCAGCUUUGGGAGCGAAAAAGACGGCAGUGAUUGUUUGAACGUUGAAUUAACGAGUCAUACAGUAUCUACGUACCUAUCUACGACGCGGCUGAUACGUGCGAUUUUUUAAAACCAGUUUCCGACACACUUACGAGCAUCAAUACGUAAAUCGAGGCGGCGUUUAAACGGACAUUCAUUGCACGCGUCCGCAAACAGAAACGAAGAGGUACAAAAAACCGAAGACGAAUCGUGUACCUAUCACCGGCAGAACAGCGAUACGUCCACAAACCUUUUCGGACAAGAAAAACAUGAUCGCUCCAGGUUCUCUGAAAAGAUCCAACGGAUGCUGAGAUGGCGCUCAAAAAUGCAAAUUCCUUGUCUGGAGUAUGGCUAGGGCUGAUAUUGGUACUUGUUGUACAUACUCUGGCUGAAAAUACCCCCUCUGAAGAAGAGACGGAAGCCGAGAGUUCGCAUAUUAAUUAUGACAGUCAAAGCAACGACGACUUCAGAUUUUCGAAGGAAGAUUACGACAAUUAUUUCGAAAAAGAUGUAAAUCAACCGAAUAUCGAAGAUAUUUCCGAAGCGGCCGGGGGUUUGGGGAAUGAAUCGUUAGAAAAUGCGGAUGGAGUUGAUGCUACAACAACGGCGAAGACGGUCUCUAAUUUUACCACACUUCAGCACAAUCAGACAAUACCUACCAUAGCAACGAUUGACUUUGAAAACAAUUUGACAAUUACCGAUAACGAAAAAACGGCCGUCGAGGGUGUGAGAGAAGUCAGCAGAGUUGAGAGUUCGCAAGCACAGUCUAAUGCCACCACUGAUAAGGUAAUUGUAGAAGUUUCGAAGGAAGAAUUGGAUAGCGGUGGUGAAGGACAGUCAGAAUCUGCUCAUCGGGAAUUCGAAUUCACUGAAGAACACGAUGACUUUGACGAGCACACGAGUUCCGAAUUUGCUGAAGCCACGACACCGAGUUCGGCAUUGUUGAACGCCAGCAGUCUAAGACUUCCGGAUAAUUUACACAAACAUGUCGAGCAGUUCGAUAUAGAGAAUUCAGACGAGGACGAGGAAGCAGAUGGCAACGAUACUCAUUCUUUGAUGAAUGACACGAACGUCAACUAUCGUUUAGACUUCAAGUACGGCACCAAGAGGUUUCCGGAGAAUGAUACCAGAAAGCUGAACGGUGACAACGGAGAGGGUCUGACAUCUGAACCGAAACAUGAAGUGGAGAUUUUUAAGAAUGUUACUUAUCCUUCUGUAUUGAGGAUCAGUGAAGAUCCGAAUAACGCCACGGUGAUCGACGAUACAACGCCAAAUUAUUCAAGCUCGAAACCCAAAGCCCGGACGAUUUCCAUCUCAGGUGACAAUGAUGUAUCUACAAAAAAUUCAAAAAAUUUCAAUCAUACACGCCCAGAUCAGGCAGCGUCUGAUACGAUAAUGAGAAUCUCUCCCAAAAAGUCCGUUCCAACGGAAAAACCCACCAAGCUAAAACCAUACCCGUACUUGACAUCGGAAAGUACAUCCAUUAAUUACGAACUCGUUACAGAUUUACCGAACAAGACUGAGGUAUCUACGGAAGAGAUAGCAGCGUACAAGAAUACGAUUGACAGACAGAAGUCGGAUGAUAAAAUUGUAGUCACGGAGCCAUCGGUACUAGUCGACAAUAGUAUUGAGAAAUUUAAACCCGUUCACGAGAAGAGAUCUGGAACUUUACCCAGAGUAAAUUCAACGCUUGGUACUUCUGCAGCAGCAGCGGCUUGGUCAGCACCGACAACUGAAAAUUCGAUGUCAAAAAAUGCGACCGAUGUGACAGAAGAAGCUCAAACCACUGUCUCACAGUCCAGACACCGUAAUCAGACUGGCAACGAUGUCCCUCAGAGUAAUAUGAAUAUUUCAGUUACUACGGAAGAACCUUCUACAAUUCUCUCCGAGGUUACAGAGAAUAACAUAGAAAAUGUGAUUGGAAAAGUCAAUGGUACCAAUAACCCAACGGUUUCGACACCGAUUACUAAAAAAUUAAUCGAUCAUCACGAAGCGGCAAAAAAUAAUUCUGAGCUCGUGGGAAGCGAAGUCUUAAAUUUUACCGAGAAAAUAGAAACAGUGACGAGUGGCUCCUCCACCAGCAACGAAAUCCAGACGAUAACGGAAAAGUCAAAAAUAACUCCGAUCCAACGGAUCGACGACGUUCCAUCGUCAACCGAAACCUAUCCAGUGAAUGCAACGAACGAUGCUGAUAAGUCGAAGUCAAAAGAUGGCAUCACCGCUUCUUUACCAAUGUUCACAUUCACGACAACGAAACCUGUACAAGAAUCGUCGAGUGAGAUUCCAGUGUUUGAAUCUAAUGGAACAAGGCCAAUUGAAGAGAACGUUGCCAACGUAUCUCAUCCCCGGACAAUCUCGCAGAGUUAUGGAAGCACCGAAGACAUCGCAGAGUCUAAGGACGAUCAAACAACCACGAUACAGUACAAAUUCGUAAGUCUAACGGAUGGUGAAAAGACCACCACGCCUUUUCCGAGUGACGACGUGAGCCCCGAAAGUGUCACCGUUACCAAUUCCCUAAACGAGACUUCGAAAACAAUGGAACCUCCGAGCUCUGAAGAAAACAGCACGUUCACAAAUCUAUUUAACAAUAUUUCGGUAACAACAGUAUCACAGGAAACAACCGAAUCAGUGGUAACCGAUGAUUCUACUGACGAAAACCCAACGUCACUCUCAACAAUGAUCGAAACUGUCAAGCCAGACAAUGUUAAUUCGUCGACCACCAUUGUCUUUCCAGACACAACCACAUCCAACACCAAAUUUGAUGUCACGACGACUGAAGAUCUUCCAAAUACCACAAAUUCGCCUGUUUCUGAAACUGGUUUUACCACAGGAACGAAGGCUAACACUGACGCAACUAUUUCUCCAACAUUCGGUGCAAACACGUUCAAUGGCCGGAUAGAGGAGACAACUACGGCACAAAAUGAAAACCCUGAAGAGACGACGACAACGAUGAUGCCUGUAACCGUAACCGUUAUUGAAGAAACAACUAUGGCUUCAAACAGUGAAGUUAUCGUUUCAACAGAAAGUACGAGUACGUCAGAAAUUCCAACAACGGUCACCCUAAUUACGACGCUAAUACCCGAAACCGGCCAACAAUUUCCAAAUUCAAGCAACAAUGCCAUAGCAGUGGUUGCAGUCUCUUCGGUAGCUCUCAUUUGCUUGGUUCUACUUGCAGGCUUGUUGUUUAUAAUGAGAAAACGACAGACGAGAUUCAAUAACGUGCAAAGAUGCCGACCACUGACGUUGGAAGCUUAUCGAGUCGGUGGUGUUUCGGCUUACAACAGCAUGAGAAGAAAAGAUCGUACGCGCGACUCAAAGCGCAGCUAUGGAAACCCUGCGUUCGAAGAUUCGAGCGUAACUCCGUCUCAUCCGUUAAACUUUGCUGGUUUAUCGUCCUUCUGCAACGACUUAAAUGCCAUCAACGAGGAGUUUGCGGGAAUUCCCCAGGUGUCCGCAAGGAUCGACGAACUGCCAGCCGGUGCUGAGGUGAAAAAUAGGUACGCCAAUGUCGUCCCUCUACCGGAGACCAGAGUACCACUUCAAAAGAUCAACAACGAACCAUUAACGGAGUAUAUUAACGCCAGUUACGUUCGCGGACCGAAAAAUGCCACGAAAUACUACAUAGCGUGUCAGGCGCCGAUCGAGUCAACGGUAGCUGAUUUCUGGCGGAUGAUCUGGGAGCAGCAGAGCAAAGUGAUAAUAAUGCUGACCGACAUCGUCGAGAACGGGGUUGAAAAGUGCGUCGAUUACAUUCCGCCGUCCGAAGUAACCGAUUGCCAUCGCCUUUACGGCGACUACCAGGUUACGCUGAAGAAGCACGAGGCAAAGGAGAAGUACGCGAUCUCCACCCUCCACUUGAAGAAUCUCGAGAACAACACGUAUCGCGAGGUCUCCCACAUAUGGUAUCUCUGGCCCACGAACGGCGUACCGUCGGACGCGACUGGUCUCAUCGCAAUCCUCCUCGAGGCGAGGGCUCUGCAGAGGGGCGCACCCGGACCGAUAGUCGUCCACUGCAGUCCCGGUACCGGACGAACCGGUACCCUGAUCGCCCUCGACCUCGGUAUCAGACAGUACGAGAUCACGAGAACCGUAGACGUUCCUCGGGUCGUUUAUACCAUCAGAAGGGACAGGGCCGGAGCCGUACAGACGAAGGAACAGUACGCGUUCAUUUACAAGGGCUUGAAUUUGUACGCGGCGAAGCUCGCUGGCGGGGCACUGGAAUCUAUGUGAAGAAGGAUUCACCUCUCCGAGCUGGCCCCGAAUUGCCAGGAAACGUUGCUGUGACCAAAUAUGUUGAAUCGCUUUUCAAAGGCUCGGUCGACGCUGAAGAAUAGACGAAACGCUCGUCACAGGAGCGCGACGAAGAAAAUGGUUAAACUACGUAACUUGAAUUAACUACGCAUGAAUAUCGUGAACGAAAGAACGAAUGGAUUGCUCUUUGAAUUUCGCCGACUCGUAUCCGGCUUCGAUUUAAAAUACAACAGGGUGACAUUUUCUUUGCUGAAACAUUGAAGAACAGACGAAAAAAUACUGUCAAUUUUCGCAUCAAUUAUUUAACUUGAGGACCAGAUAAUUAGGAAAAUUACCAUUUAUUAAUGGUUAUAUACGUAACAGUUAUAGCGUGACCAAAUAAUUGUUGUUGUUGUUGUUGUAUAUAUUCUAACUCGUAGCGCGCAGCUCUCUAUAUGUAUAUAUAACGGAAUAUUUUUUAUUCUUAUAUGACAUUAUUCAUUUUUGGAAUUUUUUUCAGCUAAAUUUGCUAUUAAGUGAUCAAAUUUUUUAAUAUUUGGCUUCUUUUCCAUUGACGUCACCACGUACAGAACUUAGCCAUACGUUACUUGCAAGUAUUUCAGAAAAUAAGGUUACGGAGAAAUUAAAAAUUUUGCAUUCGUCGUCAAAGCAGAUGCUGCGAACAAUGUGAUAUGCAUAUAUUGUUUAUUAAUAGUAAUUAGGAUAAUCAGCCCGCUUUUGUCGGAAUCAGUAUUUCGUAAACAGGGAACAUGAUUCGACGUGGCCGAAUAUAUACGACGUUUAUCGUUGAACAAAACAUGCUCAAAAAAGUGUAAAUGUUACGAGACAAAUAUUCUCAAGUUCAAAAAAAUUAGACAAAUAACAUCUCCUAACGAAAAGUAGUAUUGUGCAAAUUUUCAAAAGUACUCACGUUGUACAAUUAUUAUUAUUUUGUUUUACUACGCCCAAUCCUAUGUACAAGCAUGUGUUGAAAACAAAUUGGACACAACUAUACCAAUUGGACAGCAGUGGUUGUUUUUCGUUGCUGCACGAACAAUUUACGAUAAAGAAAAAACGUAUAUCGUUGGAGUUUUUUAGUGCAAUAGAAAGUAGAGUAUAAAGUGCUCGUCAGUUAACCGUCUUACCCAAUAUUGGCCGUAUCACAUUUUUUGGGUUUUUCAGGCUAGACCCGUUCAUAAAAGACGGUGACAUAUGAAUAUUAAUUUACGACGCUGAAGGUCCACCAAACAUUUCUUUGAUACUCGUAAAAUUUCGUAAAUUUUUUUGUAAAUAUUUAACAUGAUGUGAUUUAUGAAAAAAAUUAAAGAUUUAAGUUUCUCUCUGCGACGUCCCUCUGAUAUGAAGGAUAGUACAACAAUUUAUAUAUGUGUAUCGAUAUUAUACAUUUUGUGUGAUUGACGAUUACGUGUAACGUUCCUAUACGUGAAAAAGAAAUUAUUAUUAUUAUUAUUAUUAUUAUUAUAUGUAUUCAUAGAUACUAAUAUAUAAAUAUAUAUAUAUAUACACAUAUGAUAUUACAUUGUAUUAAAUAUAUAAUAUGACAUAGAUACGAUCUAAAUAUUAUACUUUAUAAUUAUAUAUCUAGGCAUAAUAGUUAUUGUAAUGAAUAUACCAUCGAUUUGACUGACCCAGUUUUAGUUGAAUGAUUACAGUGAUCAAUUCAUAUAAAAUUGAAUACAUUAUCAUUGUAAAUAAAGUGUGGUCGACGAUGCUCAGCGGUAAAUUAGUAAGCGUGGUAAGAUUGUGAUCAAUGAAAAAGAGGUCAAAAGUUGGUAGUCAGCGAGUACUUUUUCAACGUAUCAAAGUAUUCUCUACGUAUUAUCCGUAAAUAAAUGCACAAAUUUGUGAAAGCGGUUGGAUUCAUUACCACAAAGUUACACAAAGAUUUACCAAAUCAAUCUCCCAUUGUUUUCAAAUGUUUGUGAUCUUCAUACUUCCUGAGAUUACAGAAUGUUUUUACUCUGAAUACGUGGUCUUGUACAAAAAUAUUGUAUAAUCGUGACUUGAAAACCAAGACGUCACUCGAUAUAAAAUAACAAAUUUUGCCAAAUACUGACCAAUUGUUGAAGAAAUUACGUGAAGGAAAAUAAUUGCACGUAAUAUUUUCGAGGUGAAGCUGAUAAAAUGCUUCGCAAAGUCAAAGCACUAAGCGUAUAAUAUAUACAGUUAGUCUCGUGAUAUAUAGCAAGUGAAGGACGUGUCAAAGGCAAUAAAGUCUAAUUCACUAAUUGUUUUUAUAGAUGCCGUAUUGUUGAGGAGCAAAAAUAACUUGAACAUUCAAAUGUACAGCUCAAUAUAAUUCCUAGGCUAAAAUGGUACCAGCAUCAAGAACGUUACCUUGGCAAUUAAUUAAAGCUAUGAGCUAUAAGUACGAAACUGAACCG
Neodiprion fabricii is the source of this 7100-nucleotide messenger RNA. RefSeq names its product receptor-type tyrosine-protein phosphatase zeta-like. The coding region runs from base 778 to 4695 and encodes 1305 amino acids. The record is from RefSeq and is a predicted model, not a curated record. Gene Ontology annotation, biological process: protein dephosphorylation. NCBI's taxonomy places the organism in Eukaryota, Metazoa, Arthropoda, Insecta, Hymenoptera, Diprionidae. The transcript has 9 exons. Gene Ontology annotation, molecular function: protein tyrosine phosphatase activity.